Phlebotomus papatasi is the source of this 1228-nucleotide messenger RNA. Its product is annotated as zinc finger protein 354A-like. The transcript has 2 exons. Gene Ontology annotation, molecular function: zinc ion binding. Gene Ontology annotation, cellular component: nucleus. Lineage: Eukaryota; Metazoa; Arthropoda; Insecta; Diptera; Psychodidae. The record is from RefSeq and is a predicted model, not a curated record. Bases 34 to 1062 code for a protein of 342 amino acids.
UAUUUGUUUACAUGUCAAAGAAAGGUAAAUAAAAUGAAUCAAGUGUGCCGCUUUUGCGGCUCUUCUAAUCCAGAUACCGUGAAUAUCCUUGAAAGUCCUUCAGUGAUGACAAAUGUUGAAGUGUGCUUGGCCAGGAAGGUGUCCAUGGGGGAUAAGCUACCAGUAACAUGUUGUUCCAGUUGUCGCGAUACCCUCGAGACAUUUGCCAAUUUUGUCUCUAUGGCUAAUGCAACGGAAAAACGUCUUCUGGAACUCCGGGAAAUACCGAAACAGAUACAGAAACUUCCUGAUGUCACAGCUAAAGUUGUGCAUCAGAAAUAUGAGAAGAGGAAAGGAUCAGAUGGUCUGAAUAAGAAGCAGGAGAAGGGUGUUGUAAAGCGGGAUGUUACAACGAUUGUAAAGAAACUGUCUGGACGUUCUGACCUUACCAUGGUAAAAAUUGGACCUCCGAGUUCUUCUGCUUCUGGGACUGUAGAGAAGAAAGUCCCAAUAAUUACGAAUGCCCCUUCGUCUUUUCUCUGUAUGGGUUGCCGGGAGAGAUUUGACUCAUUCGAUGCCCUGUCGAACCAUAUGAAGACACCUGGACAGUGCAAGAAGAUUAACAUCUAUAAAUGCAAUACCUGCAACAAAAUUUUCGACAAACGAAAGAAAUACUAUCAGCAUAGCUUGAGUCAUCGUGAUCGAAGCUCAUUCGUUUGUGAUCAAUGUGGUAAAACCUACAAUAAUCGCUUCAAUCUGGAGAAUCACAAAUCUUCCAUCCAUGGAGAUGCCGUGGAGGAGAGCGAUAGUGCAAUCUAUAGAUGUCGACUUUGUUCUCAGCAAUUCACCAAUAGAAAUGAACUUUUUAGGCAUAUUGAAGCUCAUGGUAGUCCCUCCCGCCAAUCCCAUCUCUGUGACAGAUGCGGAAAAUGCUUCGCCUCCCAGGAAGCUCUUAAAUCUCACAGUGCCAUUCACACAAAUGGGUACGUGUGCACCAAAUGUGGUCAGGAUUUCAUUAGGAAAGCCUCACUUGUGCAGCAUGAAUGUUCCAAGUCUCCCCAAAAAAAUACAGCAGCCAGUUAAUUCGGGUUCAGGAUAAAAAUGCGCCUCUCACGCCUCCACUUAGCCAAAUUUAUUCUUAGUCAAAAUUUCAAAAAUUGUUGUUUUGAGCUGUUUUAGGCAAUUAAUAAAAAAUAUUUCAUAUACAGUGGGGGCAAAAAUAAUAGGACCACCUCUGCAAAAACCAUUA